Rhizophagus irregularis DAOM 181602=DAOM 197198 is the source of this 1332-nucleotide messenger RNA. The record is from RefSeq and is a predicted model, not a curated record. Lineage: Eukaryota; Fungi; Glomeromycota; Glomeromycetes; Glomerales; Glomeraceae.
AUGAUACAGGCUUCAAGUUCGAAUUUCAUUCAGGUACAACAGGUGGUGCUCGUGAUCGGUAAUUCCGUAUCAAUCGAUAAUAUCGAUAAUCGCCGGUUGACUGAAAAACACCGUCAAGACGAUGGAGAAGAAAUUACAGAGGAUAAGAAAUUGGACGAAGAAGGAAUUGUCGACGAAACGGACUCUGAGGAGGAAGUUCACAUUAAAGUGAUUAUUUAUAAAUUAAGUGGCCAAGAACAAAUAUCAUCGAAACAGCUAUCACCAUUAUCGCCUCAGUCGGAGUUCGAAGAUGUCAUUGACGAUCACGAAUCUGACUUGUCUCUUUCAGAUGCACCACUUAAAUGUCCAGCCACAUUUACGGAUGAAGAAGUGAAAACAACAGGAACCGCGAUUCCGAUAAUGUCAACGGAAAGGAUAAAAUCAAGUGUCCAAGAGCAAAUAUCAUCACCACUAUCGUCACAUCCAGAAUUCAAAGAUCUCGUAUCUAAUAACAACUGUGAAUCGGACUCAUUUUCAGAUAAUGAACCUGUUAACUUCCCCAUUAUCAACGAUGUCACGGAACUGCAAUUAGGACCUUUACCCCAAAAAGAGUCCAGGUGGAUAUUAAAUUACAUUGAUGUUUCUGAAACAUGGCAUCUAUUUAAAGAAAAAUCACUAGGACUAGCAAAUUAUAUGUCCUUAUCACACAUUCUUUUGUUGAAGCCUAAGCAACACUGUCCAUUAAUAUUGGAGGUUUUUGGAGGAGAUUUAUUGGAGAGCAUGCACAAGGACGUAAUAAAGAGAUUCACCAAACAUGAAUCGGAAUUUGAUAAAGAAACCUUGAUAAGACUUACUCGCAUUGUCAAGCGCCUGCUACGAGAGGAGAUCACUAGAGACAAAGCAUUUUCAGAACUGCAAAUUCUUGCAGUCGGUCGCUCUUAUGGUGAACGCGUAAUUCUGAAGGCAAUAAGAAACAUUAUCGAAAGAGUACCGAGAACCACAUUAAAAAGCUCCGUUGGGGAAGUGGAGCUAUGUACCACCUACGUUGAUCCAAUUCUCUGUACAUUGUUCAUGGAUCCAGAUCGCGGAGAUUUUCUGCGAUGGCCAAAUAAACAGGCAUAUGAGCCAGAAAGCAAAAAGGCAGGGCAAUUAUACGAUGCUUUGUAUGUUAUGGUGGAAGUUGGACACGUUAAUGUGCCCAUGUCGCUUGAACAGGUUCCUGCCUUCCUCGCCAGCCUCAUCAUAUCUAAUGCGUUUUGGGAUAAUUGUAUUGCGUCAAUCGAAAAUAAAGAACCAAGCAGGCGAAGUACUCUUGAUUCACCAAGUUUUAAAGAAAUUAUAGAUCAUUUAUAA